AUGGGAGGAGGUGAACACAAAGAGGCCGUCCUGGUCACACUGCCCAUGCAGAAACCAGACGCCGCAAUCGAGAAACUGCAAAACAAGUUCCCUCACCUCAAGAUAACCUACCGUAACGUGCCUUGGACAAAAGACCGCGCGCAGUUGGAAGAAGCAAUGCCCAAAGAGCUUUGGAGAGAAGCCACUGUGCUGUUGACAUUGUCCGCUCUGCCGCCUAAACCCGAGGAUGCUCCUUUGCUGGACUUUAUCCAGCUCUUCUCUGCUGGGUCUAAUCAACUCACCAGUCAUCCCAUCUAUACCGAUACAGACAUUCCCAUUGCCACUGCGUCUGGCGUGCAUGGCCCGCAGAUUGCUGAGUGGGUCAUCAUGACCCAUUUGAUUCAAACUCACAAGUACAACCAGCUUUACAAAGCUCAGAAGGAGCACAGAUGGGCCAAGGGUGGGUAUAGCGUCAAGGACUCUGUCGGCAUGCGUGUCGGAGUGCUCGGCUAUGGAAGUAUUGGACGCCAGGUCGGCAGAGUAGCCAAAGCCAUGGCAUCUCCAAAGGAUACGCCAGAGAAGAAGAAAGACGCCGGCUACAUCGUCCCUGGAACCGGUGAUCCGAACGGCGAGAUCCCUUCAGCAUGGUACUCGGGUCUGGACAAGGAGUCUCUGCACGACUUCCUAAAGCAAGGCAUCGAUCUCCUACUCAUCUCUGUACCACUCACAAAAGAAACAACACAUUUCUUGUCGACAGAGGAGUUUCAGAUUCUCAGCCAGCAUGGCAAGAAACCCGCUUUUGUGGCCAAUAUCGCAAGAGGACCUAUCAUCGAUCAGCCCGCGCUGAUCAAGGCUCUAAAGGAUGGAACUCUUGCAGGAGCUUCCUUGGACGUCACGGAUCCCGAACCCCUUCCCUCUGACAGCGAGCUAUGGGGUCUGGACAAUGUGAUCGUUACACCGCACAUCAGCGGCAAUGGCGAGGCAUAUGUCGACCGAGCAUUCCAGAUCCUCGAACUGCAGCUAGAACACAAGCAGAAGGGUGAAAAGUUCAUCAAUGUUGUCAACAGGAAGAGAGGAUACUAA
Molecule: messenger RNA, 1062 nt
Organism: Aureobasidium vineae
Lineage: Eukaryota; Fungi; Ascomycota; Dothideomycetes; Dothideales; Saccotheciaceae
Source: the annotation of a GenBank genome assembly